AUGAGCUCGACGAGGAGAGAUGUAUACGGCCAGCAGCCAUCUCUCAAGCCAUCAUCGAGGUCGACAUUCAAUACCGCACACCAAACGGACAGCGAUCCUUACGCAUACGACGUACAGGUGGAUCGAGAAGAGCAAAUAUCGGUGCACUUCAACGAUGAGUUUGACGGAAGCGCAAACCCAGACAGGUCAACGUGGGACACCGAGCCCCAUGUUGAGUCGCAACGAAGAACGUCAAGACACAACUCGCGAUCAUUCGCAGGACGCGUUUCAAGGCAGAAGAGUCGGCGGCGAGAGCUUCUGGGAAGACCGGCGAAGCCUGGAAUUACUGUCGAUACGAGCUUCACAAGACAUAGAGGCACCGAACCCCACCAGGUCUUCCCCCAAGGUGGAGAGAGAGGAAGCGGGUCUGUUCGCAGGUCGCCAUGGUUUGGCUUAGGGCGAUCUUCGACCAGGAAUAAGGGCUUGGGUAUCACCAAGGGUACACCUCAACCGAACAGCACACAUCGGAAGAAGCCAAGCGUCGACCGGAAUGAUCUAGACACAGCCAUUUCGAUGACACCCGGCGGCAAGUCGUGGCAAGAAAUAUCACCUUGGGAUCGACGUAUUCCAAUCGGAAUAUCAGUGCCCACCGACAGCAUCUCCGACUUCAGCACGCUACAAGCCAACCGACCUCGCGCUGGCAGUGACGCUACUCUUGUGACACCAAGCAUUAUCAUCACUCCCGCAGCAGUGAAGUCCGUUUGGUCUCCAGAUACUCCCUUUACAGAAUCCGAUUACACGCCGAGCAUUUACUCUCGAUACCAAUCGACUUUUGCGAGCUCGAACGUUCCUCCAGUUCCAGCUCUGCCUGCUGGUAUGUCGCAGGCACCAGGCCCUAGUGCAUCCAGAGACACACAAGGAGCGACUGGCCACGCCAGGAACGAUACUUUGGAUUCAGCGGGGACUGCCUUUGAAGAAGAGGACGAUGACGCUAAAAGGAAGGAUCGUAUAAUGUCUACCAGUACCGUCUUCGAAGAGGACGAAACACCUCUAAGAGAAAGAAACGUAGAGAACUCUCUGGCUAUUGACACAUCCAUGGUACCCACCCCACGACGAUCACAAGGUUGGUGGAAUGUCAUCACAACCCCAUUUGUUAUGACACCAAAAUCUUCAACCUGGACCGAACGUGGCGGAGACCGAACACCAGACGUACCGAUGGUCCCUUUCCAGUAUGGUACCCGAAAAGCAAACGAAUCAACACCACUUCCAAACACAUCCAACACCACGGCGGCGACAGGACCCAGCGUCCCAAUGGGAGCAGAAUCGGAGAAAGCCUUAGCCUACUCGUCGCAAGAACCACCUUCUGAUCCUCAUCGCGGUGUUACGUCGCCACUUUCUACUAUGUCUGCCUCGCCAGUCGUUGGUACGGCCGCCAUCGGAACUGUCUUGAUGCCCCGUCAGGUCGAGGAGCCACGGCAGAUCAACGUCAACAUUGAACUGCAAGAUAGGCGACCGAUGCCGGACAACUAUUCCGUUCGAGCUAAUUACCCACCGCCUGCACAGAACUUGCACACGUCAGCGCCAGCACAACAAGUGAAGAGGGGAGUGUCUCCAUCCGCCAAUGCCAACAGCUCACAGCAGAGCUUGCCGGUAUUUGCGCCGCCACCCAAGUUCGCCCAGAAGGCCUCACACUGGAGCUACGAUAACGUCAGUCGUUCCAGCUCACAAGCGUCUUCACCUGAUCUCAAAUCACGAAAGAAGCAUCGCAAAGUCUGCAACAUGAUGAGCCUUUGGCCGUUUGGGAAGAAGACAAUCCAAAAGAACCAGGAUGGCACAAAGGAGAAGAAAAAGAAGCGAGGCAUCUGUUUCUGGGGCUGUUGCUGUUGUCUGGUCUUCCUCAUACUAUUGGCAAUCAUCAUCCCUCUAAUCGUGGUCCUCCUCAGGAAGGGCAACGACGACAAGCCCACGGCAACUCAGCCAAGCGCAGAUGUCGGCAACCAGUGGCUCAACCUGACCGACUACCCUCCCAUACCAACGGGCAUUUUGACUGUUGCACAACCCGAAGCUGUGGAGGAAGAAAGCGGCUGCGUUGCGCCUACGACGUUGUGGAGCUGUGCACUACCGAAAGAGCUUCAGCAGUCCAUUGAGCCUAACAAGCCCGACCAACCGAACUUCAAGAUCGAAAUCACGUUUGAGAAUGGCAGUGCGGCCGAGUUGCCAAAGUCUCAACGAGCAAAGAGGGCGGCAAAUGCAGUCUCCGCUGGUGCUUUCAUCCGGUCAUUGCUACGUGCACGUGCUGCACCUUCGCCAUCUCCUGCGCCUCCAUCGACUGCUGACAUGAGUUUUCUGGGACAGACCACUGACGGCAAUUCUGCACCGUUCGAGGGUGAGGAGACUGGCCUGUUCAUCAGCAUGCAAGAUCCCACUGUCACCGCAUCGCGACUGAUGAAGCGUGCCGAUGCGAGCGAUCCGACAAACAUCACCGCGGCGAUCCCACCACCGAUGUUGGCUUCUGACGGAACUGCCGCGCCUGCGAACUUGCUGCCUUUCCCAUCUGCGCAGCCUCUACGACUGUACAAUCGCGGAAAGGACAAUGAGCACUACGGCUUCUACAACUACUUCGACCGCUCCAUUUUCUUGAAGCAGAUUAACGGCACCAACCGUGGUGGCAAUCCUGCAGACGUCGACGGAGGGAGUGCAAAGGACGCCGCAAAACUGAGGUGUACGUACUCGCAGACACGCUUCCUGGUACAGAUCUGGACACGCAGCAAAGAAAGCAAGCCACUGCUACAGAACUCGGCCUCAGGCGCAUCAGACGUGUUCAAGCGGCCAGGCACCUUCCCUUACCCAGUCACUGUCACUAUGGACCGUCACGGCGGCGACCCAUCGAAAAAGAACCUUUAUUGCUACGAAAUGGAGGACGACGGCUCCAUCAAAGACGAAGAGUCGAAAAAGUCGUUCCAGUUUGAAGACCGCGGGUUCGGAGGCAACCUUGUCAAGGGCACGCAGGGACAAGGAAGUGUCAGCGGACCCAUCGACGGUGGGACUGGCGGCUGCCGAUGCCAGUGGCAGAACUGGUUGAGUUAA
Alternaria metachromatica is the source of this 3066-nucleotide messenger RNA. RefSeq lists its product as uncharacterized. NCBI's taxonomy places the organism in Eukaryota, Fungi, Ascomycota, Dothideomycetes, Pleosporales, Pleosporaceae. The transcript has a single exon. The record is from RefSeq and is a predicted model, not a curated record. Bases 1 to 3066 code for a protein of 1021 amino acids.